Salmo salar (Atlantic salmon) is the source of this 3071-nucleotide messenger RNA. It is a transcript of the gene plvapb, whose product is annotated as plasmalemma vesicle associated protein b. NCBI's taxonomy places the organism in Eukaryota, Metazoa, Chordata, Actinopteri, Salmoniformes, Salmonidae. Gene Ontology annotation, biological process: positive regulation of cellular extravasation; regulation of vascular permeability. The record is from RefSeq and is a predicted model, not a curated record.
CCUCAGGGUCACCCUUUACAUAGAUACGGGACUACUGACAAAGAGAAUUUGACUCUUGCUCGUUUUAGACUUUAGUAACCUAAGAGUUUACUCAUUUUGAGGCUACAGCACCUUUUGAGAGAGCACCAAGAGAGCUUUUGAAGGAGGGAAAUUCCCCUGAGAAACCAAAGAGACCUCCAUUGACUUUUCAAUACCCUCGUCUUGACCACACCGACAUCCAGCAGAGAUGUACAGCAGCAACAGCUACUCACAGGCCAAGUUUGGCCUGGAGGCCAAGGACAUCCACAAGGCAAAGGGAAAGAGCUGCGGCUAUUACAUGAGGGUGGUCUUCUUCUUCUCCUCUCUGAUCCAGUCCCUCAUCAUCGUGAGCCUAGUGCUGUUCCUGGUCUACGGCCAGCCAGAGAAGUCUGCUGAAGAGAGGAGAGUAGAGGAGCUGGAGCAGAGUUUGAACAAGAUCAGCGAGAACAACAUUAACCUGAGGAAGGAUAAAGCUGACCUGGGAGCUGCGCUGGUGGCCAGGAAGGCUGAGAAGACAGCCCUGGAGGGAGAAGUGGCUGUGCUAAAGAAAGCAGCUAAUGCCUCCGGGGUGCAGAUCAAAGCCCUCAUACUGAAAGCGAGCCAGUGUGAAGCAGACAAGAAGAAAAUAGAGAUGAGCCAUGUCCGGGGUCCCAGCACCCCUCUUCAAAACACUUUCAUCGUCACCACUCCUAACACUGAGGUAAAAACCCUCCAGUCUCUGAACUCCCAGCAGGCAUCAAUAAUCAAACUGAUCGAAGCCAACUUCACCAAGACCAGCCAGUACAUCCGCAUCGAGAGGGACAAUGCCAUCAAGGACCGUGACGCCCACAACCUUGAGACCAUCUCUCUGCGGAGGGAGAACAACAACCUGAAGGAACAUCUGACUCUCUACACCCAGAAGUGUAAAGAGGACUUUGCCAAGUCUCUGGAGGGGAUCCAGAUGGUGACCAGUAACUUCCUGGUGCGCAUCGACAACCUGUUCCCCCAUUCCAUGACCUUUCACCUGACCUGUGAGAAGCAGACAGAGCAGAUGGAGAACAUCAGGGCCAGAUGCUCCAACCUGUCUAAAGAGGUAGAGGACAAGUUCCAGAGAUACCUGGACAACGUGGGGAACAAGGUGGCAAACAUCCAGGCCCAGUCCAGUCGCCUGGAGGUCCAGAACAGCCACCUGACCCUUGACCUCCAGCAGUGUCAUCAAAAUCGCAGCGUGACAGCGGCGGAGGGCAGCAGGCUGCUGCUAGAGAUCCGGGAGAACCACGAUAGGCAGGUAGAGACCCUGCUGAAGGAACAGAACCGGCUGAGGGAGGAGAAGAGCCUGCAGGGAGAGAGACUGGUUUUGAGGGAGGCUGAGGUCAAAACACUCAAUGGGAAGGUCGAGUCACUCACCACUGCUAUAACCAGCUGUAACCCUAAGCUCACCGGCCAAAAGCCUGCUGGACUGAUGUCAGCCUGGAAGGGGGGGCCAUCCAUUGCAGCACCAGUGAUCAGUAAACCCCCCAUGGUGCAUACACACCACUGACUCUCAUAGUCACUGGUGUUACACUCACUGUCAACUGCAGAAAUAAAGGUGAGGUGAGGAGAGACGGGUGUGAGGAAGAUGCCCCACUCACACAGCUCUACCUAGGCCAUGACAGAGUGAGAAAAUGAAGGCACUUACUGAUAUGGUCCCUGGAGAAUUGGGUGUGGUGCCUUUCAGUGAUCAACGUGUGCUGUUAGACCUUAAAAUGUCCAUGUGUAAAUACUACAGACACUAUAGGUUGUAUCUACUGUCCUACAUCAUGUACACUGAACAAAAAUAUCAUUGCAACAUGUGAAGGUGUUAGUGCCAUUUUUCAUGAGCUGAAAUAAAAGAUCUCAGAAAUGUUCAAUACGCACAAAGAAAACGUAUUUCUCUCAAAUUGUGCACAAAUUUGUUUACAUCCCUGUUAGUGAGCAUUUCUCAUUUGCCAAGAUAAUCCAUCCACCUGACAGGUGUGGCAUAUCAAGAAGCUAAUUAAACAACAUGAUCAUUACACAGGUGCACCUUGUGCUGCAGACAAUAAAAGGCCACUCUAAAAUGUGCAGUUUGGUCACACAACACAAUCCUACGUUUUGAGGGAGUGUGCAAUUUGCAUGCUGACUGCAGGAAUGUCCACUGGAGCUGUUGCCAGAGAAUUGAAUGGUAAUUUGUCUACCAUAAGCCACUUCCAACAUCAUUUUAUCGAAUUUGGCAGUACAUCCAACCGGCCUCACAACCGCAGACCACGUGUAACCACGCCAGCCCAGGACCUUUACAUCUAGCUUCUUCAAGGGAUCGUCUGGGGGGGGGAGAUGCUGAAGAGUAUUUCUGUGGGGAAAAACUCAUUCUGAUUGGCUAGGCCUGGCUCCCCAGUGAGUGGACCUGUCUCCCAAAUGGGUGGGCCUAUGCCCUCCCAGGCCCACCUAUGGCUGUGCCCUUUCCCAGUCGUGAAAUCCAUAGAUUAGGGCCUAAUGAAUAUUAAUAUUCCUUCUAUGAAGUGUAACUCAGUAAAAUCAUAGAAAUUGUUGCAUGUUGCGGUUAUAUUUUUGUUCAGUCUAAAAACUGUAUCUACAAAUGUACGCUGAGUGGACAAAACAUUAUGAACACCUGCUCUUUCCAUGACAUAGACUGACCAGGUGAAUCCAAGUGAAAGCUAUGAUCCCUUAUUGAUGUCACUUGUUAAAUCCACUUCAAUCAGUGUAGAUGAAAGGGAGGAGACAGGUUACCUUCAACUCAAUAUCAGGAUGGUGUCCUUAAUAUUUUGUACACUCAGUGUAUACAGUACAUAUCGCUUUUAAAUGUAAUUCAUUUAAUAAUGAAUUUAAUAGGGUUGACUUUAUCCUUGUAAUUCCACUUGUAUUUGAUUGCUGAGUUUAGGCUGGGAAUUCACUGUCUACUGGCAUUCACCGUUUACUGGGAAAAGCGUUGGUGUUCUCCUUUAACUCUAUACUCAGGUUAAAGAACAAUAAAUGUGUACAAAUAAAGUUAAUGUGAUUAUAUGUAAAUAAUUUUUCCUAAGACGCAAUUCAAUGUUUAUUAAAUGUUUCUGAAAGUG